UUGAGUUAACUGCGUGUCACUGGGGGAGUGGAGCUUGUAGUUUUAAGAGGUUUUAUUUAAAUGAAGAGCAUGGUACAUGUAAAACGAAUUGCCUAAACAUCCACGUAUGUAGCAGAUAACUAACGUGUAAAAGGUGUAGGAUGUGUACAUGGAAGUUGCGAUAGGACAGGGGUUCUAAACUGUCUAAACUGUUUUUCUUUGAGGCCCCCUCAAAUCAGCCCUCCUCUGCCAGGAGCUGGGUCGGGGCCAACAGCAACAACCCCUCCCCCUUCCUGGGGCACAGCUUGCUUUAAUGAUGGCUUCCAUGGGCGGGAUUAGGGGGCGAGGCGGCUCCGCGGUCGAGUCUGAUUCUGGAGCAAAGAAACAACACGAGCUUCCCCCGAGCCUGGGGAACGCGCUGCCGGACACGACCGAGCAGCUCCGCCUCGGCCCGCGCUUCCGGAGCUUGACAGGGGGCCGUGCUAAUUGCAACAGCGCGCACUUCCGGUAUAAGAGCUGGUCGGACAACUUUUGGCACCGCGCACUUCCGGUGCACGCGUGUUGUGCUGGCUGCACUCAUGGGGUCGCGCGUGGAGCUGGGGUUCGCGGAGGAGGCGGCCCCGUGGCGCCUGAGCAGCGCCCAGUUCCCCAGCAAGGUGGGGGGGCGGCCGGCGUGGCUGGGCGAGUCCGGGCUGCCGGGCCCCGCCGAGCUGCGCUGCGGACGGUGCGGGCGGCCCUGCGCCUUCCUGCUGCAGCUCUACGCGCCGCUCCCCGGCCGCCCCGACGCCUUCCACCGCGGCCUCUUCGUGUUCUGCUGCCGCGGGCCCGCCUGCUACCGGCCCGGGGCCCAGGGGCCGCUGCGAGGAACCAGCUUCCGAGAAAGAAUGACACCUAUUCCUAUGAUCCACCACCUGAAACGCCCCCUCCUGAAGGGCAUCCCCCUGUGGGCCUGCAGCUUCAAUGUGGAGCUCAUCUAUGCAGAGUCUGUGGGUGUUUAGGGCCAAAGGCAUGUUCCAAAUGUCACAGGGCCCAUUACUGUAGUAAAGAUCAUCAGACUGUAGAUUGGAAAUUGGGACACAAACUAUCUUGUGCGCAGUCAGAUCAGCUGGACACUGCAAUUCCAGAUCACAAGUUCCUUUUUCCAGAGUAUGAAAUUGUAAUAGAACCUGAGGAAAUGGAAACGCCUGGUGACAGUCAAACAGAUGCAGAUACACAAAAGAACUUGGAGAAACAUGACGAACUGGAGGCUGCAGGCAGUGCAAGUGAAGGUUUUGAGUCACUAGAUGAGGAGGUAUUGGAGGCAAUGGCAAAACAUGAGACUCGAGAAGACAAGAUUUUCCAAAAGUUUAAAAAUCGAAUAGCUGCAGAGCCAGAACAGAUUCUCAGAUACUGUCGAGGAGGAGAAGGUCCCAUAUGGAUCUCAGGUGAAAACAUUCCUCAGAUGAAAGAUAUUCCAAAUUGUUCAUGUGGUGCUCAAAGGAUGUUUGAAUUCCAAGUUAUGCCACAACUCCUGAACCACCUGAAGGUUGAUAGCCUAGGAGAAAGUAUUGACUGGGGAACGCUGGUAGUCUACACAUGUGCUGAAAACUGUAACCAAGCAAAUGGAUAUAUGGAGGAGUUCAUCUGGAAGCAGGACAUUACUGCAGACUCUACUUAACUACUAUAAAUUUAUUUUUAGUUUCUGUAAAGAAAUGAAUUGAGUUUAUACACAUGUACUGAAGUGUUACACAUUGCAUAAAGGAAAAAAGGUAAAUGAACUAUUAUUUCAUACUGAGGAACUAGCCUAGAGUUGUAUCACCUUUAAUGUGUAUAUUGUAAUUAAAUUAUAGCUAAGUCAUUAAAACUGACACAGUUGAAA
Malaclemys terrapin pileata is the source of this 1837-nucleotide messenger RNA. It is a transcript of the gene PDCD2, whose product is annotated as programmed cell death 2. Lineage: Eukaryota; Metazoa; Chordata; Testudines; Emydidae. Gene Ontology annotation, cellular component: nucleus; cytoplasm. The record is from RefSeq and is a predicted model, not a curated record. The transcript has 6 exons. The coding region runs from base 293 to 1636 and encodes 447 amino acids.